This is a messenger RNA of Sordaria macrospora k-hell, 1323 nucleotides long. RefSeq lists its product as uncharacterized. NCBI's taxonomy places the organism in Eukaryota, Fungi, Ascomycota, Sordariomycetes, Sordariales, Sordariaceae. Gene Ontology annotation, cellular component: plasma membrane. The record is from RefSeq and is a predicted model, not a curated record. Gene Ontology annotation, biological process: transmembrane transport. Gene Ontology annotation, molecular function: transmembrane transporter activity.
AUGUCACAGAAUGGCAAACUGAACCCCAGCGAUGAUUAUCAUCAGCAAUCCCAAAAUACCCAACUAGAAGAGGGUAUCUCAAAAUUCGACGCACGAGUUGAUUCCGGUUUCGUGCGAGACGAGAGACCAAAGUCUCGCAAAGACAAGCAGUCCAUCCACAACAAGAAGUCUCCAGAACCGAGGAGGUUCUAUCUCGGGACAUCAUCUAGCUCGGGAGAAAACAGUGAGAGGAACAGUGGGAGCGAGUCCUUCUACUCUUACGAAUCAAUGAAUCUCGAACAACUCUUCCACUUCGGCGAGUUCAACAUACCCGAAGAGUCGCUACCUCCUCUGUCAAUACGGGGCAGCACCAGUGUCCCAAGAACCAGCUUUCCCGACCCAGCAACUAUCCCCAUCAGCGAACAUGCCAGCUCUUCGUCAUCCUCCUCCUUCCACGAAAAGCCAACAACCGUUGUAAAGCCACAAGGGGCCCCUUCCCAACUUCCCCGCGCCAGCAGCAUAACCAGCUUCGGCUUCAUCGAUGAUGGUGAAGACACCAUCAUCUCGUGGGAAGAAGAUGACCAUGAAAAUCCGUACAACUGGUCCUCGGGCAAAAAGGCCGCGAUCCUCUUCACAGCCGUCAUGUUGAUCCUCAACUCCUCCAUGGGCAGCGCGCUUCCCUCCAACGCCAUCCCGUUCAUCGUGGAGGAGUGGAACAUCCAGUCUGAACAAGAAACGGUGCUUCCGAUCUCCAUCUACCUAAUCGGUGAGGCCUUGCACUACCUGAGCUACUUCGAACAAAGACUGACGGACUUAGGAUACGUGAUGGGACCCAUCUUGUGGGCUCCCUUGAGCGAGCAGUAUGGACGCAGGAGACUGAGUAUAGGGACGUUCAUGAUGUUUACUUUGUUUACGCUGGCGUGUGCGCUCGCUCCGCACUGGAUCUCGUUUAUCAUAUUUCGACUGUUUUCGGGCAUCUUUGCUAGUGCACCUAUUGCGCUGGUGCCAGGGAUUAUUGCGGAUAUUUACAAUGAACCGAGAAAGAGGGGGAGGAGUAUGGGCAUUUUCAUGGCUACCACAGUCUUCGGCCCCCUAAUUGCCCCCAUCAUCUCCGGCUACGCCGCCACCACCAUCGGCUGGCGCUGGGCCUUUUGGAUCGGCCUCAUGUACGCCGGCACCACCCUCCUCCCCCUGUUCUUCCUGCUGCCCGAAACCUACGGCCCCAUCCUCCUCCUCCAGCGCGCCCGCAACCUUCGACUCACCAACCCAACGCGCACGUCGUCGCCCCCCGCGAACUCGAAGACAACCAACACUCCCUCUCCGAACUCACCACCAUCGUUUUGA